Messenger RNA from Meloidogyne enterolobii, 1083 nucleotides. Lineage: Eukaryota; Metazoa; Nematoda; Chromadorea; Rhabditida; Meloidogynidae. The record is from the annotation of a GenBank genome assembly.
CUUCACUUGACAAUGAUUGUUCUUCAUCUGCUUCAAGUGCUUAUAUCAGCUGUUUCCUUUGCGGCUACAGUCGGAACAUUAUGUGGGUCGCUUCUGCUCGUUGGAUGUUCCAAAAAGAAGAAUACCAACGCUACUCUUCCUACGUAUGUAUUAGAAGUGAAAGAUUGGAAGGAAAAGAAAGAUCCAAAAGAAAGGAAGGAUCCAACAAGGAGUAAAGAAGAUAUUCUGAAAUUACCUCCACCACCAAAACCUGCCAAACCUACAGUUCCGCCAACGACUCCAGCCAAAGGCGCAGCUUCUCCACUAGACGGCAGCACUCCAGGAAAAAUUCCAUCAGCCCCUAAUAUGGAUGAGAAGAAUAGCCCUAGAAACCCCGGUAAAAGACAAAAGGGCAAGAAGAAGACCAAACUUGCAUGGGACACGACGGAGAAUCUUAAACCACCGUCAUCAAUGCAAAGUGUUAAGAAGAAAAAGUCAAAAAAACAGCUCGGAGACCAAACGGUUAUGCGACGGGAUGUUCCAAAAUCAUUGGAAAGUGGGGAACAUGACGACUUGGAAAGUGCGAAGGUCAUGGAGGUUCCUACCGAUGAAUUGCUUCAGUCGGGUAAGGACCGCAAAGGAUCAAAGAAAGGAACUACAACGACUGGAGGAGAUUCUUUUCUUGAUAAACCACCUCCAUCUCUGCAGAGCAAAAUGGGUGAAUUCGACAAGAAAUUUAAACCUGGCGAAUUUGUUGUCAAGGCCGUACCAGAAGAAAUCAACUACAGCAAUGUCAAAUACAAUGUCGAGCAGCAGGCAUCCGUUGAAUUGAUCAAUGAAAGUGAUGUUCCAGCUGCAAUCAAAAUCAAAAGUACCGAUGCAAAUAUAUACCGAGUGAUACCCGUCUUCCGAACAAUAGAGCCAGGAGGGAAAUCACUUGUGCAAAUAAUAAGAAUGCCUUCUGCACCCAAAUCUGACCUAAUCGAAGUUGUUGCUGCACCGAUGACUGAAGGGCCAUUGCCUGAUGGAGGAAUUCCUGCCAUCUUUAAGAUUGUUGACGUGAAGGAUCACAAAAUCAUCAAGAUUCCUGUUCAAUUGAUAUAG